Messenger RNA from Rhodamnia argentea, 564 nucleotides. RefSeq names its product zinc finger protein 6-like. Bases 1 to 564 code for a protein of 187 amino acids. The transcript has a single exon. The record is from RefSeq and is a predicted model, not a curated record. Gene Ontology annotation, biological process: trichome differentiation; cytokinin-activated signaling pathway; gibberellic acid mediated signaling pathway. Gene Ontology annotation, cellular component: nucleus. Gene Ontology annotation, molecular function: transcription cis-regulatory region binding; DNA-binding transcription factor activity. Lineage: Eukaryota; Viridiplantae; Streptophyta; Magnoliopsida; Myrtales; Myrtaceae.
AUGUGCGCUUUGGAGCACUCGCAUCUUGAUAGCAAAGGCAAGGGGCCACCAAAACUGAAGCUGUUUGGCGUUCCGGUGGCUGGUUCUGACGAGACACUGCCGCCAGCGGCACCACGUGAUGGAGAAAACAGGAAGUUUGAGUGCCAAUAUUGCCGCCGGGAGUUCCUGAAUUCUCAAGCGCUGGGCGGCCAUCAAAACGCGCACAAGAGGGAACGACAACGGGCCAAGCGAGCCCAGUUAAUCAGCGACCGUUAUCACCAACCGUUGGUGAUAGGGGGGCCCAUCAUAUCCCCAGGUGCGGCGAAAUUCGGACCGUCCAUUCACUCCCACCAGAGAAUCCACGGUGAAUUCACCACUUCGGAGCCGGCUAGGCUCCGCCGUGGGCUGCCCCCACCGAUUCCAAUGCAGUCAGAUGGCGAUCCCAGCCAACCUAAUGUUGUCCGGGCAGAGUAUAACCGAGCCAUGGGUCGUAACAGUAGGUCCAUGGAAUGCCCCCAAGUUGAGACAAACGAAGUCGGGGUCGACCUACGCUUAAGCUUAGCAUCAACCUCCACAGCAUCAUAA